GCACAUCAAAUGCUCUUCAGGUGGAUGCCACUUGAUUAAAGGACAGCCUUAAUUUGUUCACCUAUUUCUACACUGAAAAAGAAGUUACAUGCAGUAUAUAUUUUAUUGACUAUAAAUUUUGGAAAACGGGCAACAGGAAAAUGCAUUGCAGCAGAACAAGCAAUUAAAACAGUGAACGCAACUGAAACGUAAGCUCAGGCUGAGGCAGAGACUGAGCAGCAGAAGGAGACAGAGACAGAGACGGAGAUAGAGACAGCGACAGAGACAGAGAUUGAGUGCACUGGGCAAGUGUCGACUGCUUGGACUGUCCCUGAACGCUGUGUGCUAAAAACCUAUUUUGAAUAAUUAAAAUUGUGUAAGUGUUGCUGCUGCUGUUGCAACUUUGGCAACAACAUCAACAACAACAACAACAAUGAUAUAAUUAAUUCAAUGCACCUGAAUACGGCAGCUUACAAACGAAACUCUUUCAAAUCCAAUUGAGUGCAACAGCCGCAAGAGCAGCAACCAACAACCACAAACAAAACAGCAACCAGAAGACGAAGAAGAAGAAGAAGAGGAAUAUCAACAACAACAACAACAACAGCAACAGCAACUUGAGACAGCUAUAAAAUGGCAGCAAUUAGCCAAUGCAAAGACAAGCGAAGACAUAUCCGCAACAGGACACAUCUGAGCGAUGUCCUGCGCCGCACUCUGCCCAUUGGCAUCAUCGUCGCGCUGCUGCUAACACAGCACUGGGAGAGCGCCAGCGCCCAGGGUCUGAUGGCCAAGCAUGAGCCGAUGUUCAUAUCACGUUCCGAGACAUUCAAAUUCAUUGCCGGAGAUAUAAUAGUUUUGCCCUGCGAGGUGGCCAAUACGGAGCCGUACGUGGUGGCCUGGAAGCGUGGCAUUGCCAUCUUGACUGCUGGAUCUGUUAAAGUGACGCCCGAUCCGCGCGUUCGUCUCGUCAGCGGCUUCAACCUGCAGAUACGCGACGCCGUGCCCCAGGAUGCCGGCGAUUAUAUUUGCCAAAUUGCAACGAUGGAGCCACGCGAAAUUACGCACACCGUCGAAAUAUUGGUGCCACCGAGGAUUCAUCACAUUAGCACCGGCGGACAUUUGCAAGUCAAAAAAGGUUCAUCAGUGCGCAUUGAGUGCUCGGCCUCUGGUAAUCCAACGCCAAAUGUGACUUGGAGCCGCAAAAAUAAUAUUUUGCCCAAUGGCGAGGAGAAGCUACACUCGCACGUCCUGUCCAUCGAGAAUGUGGAUCGUCAUAAGGGCGGCGUCUACAUAUGCACCGCCAACAAUGGCGUUGGCCAGCCCGCAUCCAGCCAGGUCGUCCUGCACGUCCUCUAUCCGCCAGAAAUCUCCGUGGAGCGUCCCGUUGUCUUCUCGGGCGAGGGACACGAGGCGAUGCUGGUCUGCAUCGUGCAUGGCGAAACACAGCCUGAGGUAAUUUGGUUCAAAGACACCAUGCAAUUGGACACCACCGAGCGGCACAUCAUGGAGAAUCGCGGCUCACGUCACACGCUGAUUAUACGCAAAGUGCAUCCGCAGGACUUUGGCAACUAUUCCUGCGUGGCCGAGAAUCAGCUUGGCAAGUCACGCAAAACUUUGCAGCUGAGCGGAAAACCGAAUGUUGCCGUUUUUAAUUCACCGGCAAUCAGUCAGUACAAGGACAGAUACAACAUUUCGUGGGCAGUCGACUCUCACACACCCAUCGAGGAGUACAAGUUGUCCUUCCGCAAGCUGCCACAAGGACAUGAGGUCGUUGACAAUGCCAUUGACUCGCAAUCCUCAUCGUCAUCGUCCUCCUCCUCCUCGAUGUCUUCGUCCUCGUCUUACGGCACCAGCAGCCACAAUCAUCGCAUCGGCAACAACUUGGCCAACUAUGGCGGCUAUGGCAAUCUGAUGCGCUGGGGCCACAACGAUUGGCGCGAUGUGGUGCUGCCCGCCUUCCCCCUAUCGCACCACUACGCCCAAGGCAUGAGCUAUAUGGUGCGCGGCCUGGAUCCCGAUCAGCAAUACGAGGCCACAGUGCAGUCCCGGAAUCGCUAUGGCUGGAGUGACUUGACCAACAGCUUCUUCUUCUCCACAUCAUCAAAUGAUGUGCUUGUCGAUUUGUCCACAUUCUUAAAUCACGGUCAGUCAGAUAACGAGAUGCGAGACCUGAGCGUGACUUUCUAUGGCAGCGGUGCGGUGAAUCGGCAGAAGUUGAGUCUGGUCACACUGAGCGGCGUUACGCUAAUGCUGAAACUGAUUCUCGCCUAGAUCGCUGAGCAAUUAGUUCUAGCAUUUGGAUUUAAGUAACGAAUUUCACCGCCAAUAGCAUUACAACAUGGAACGGGUUCUCUUCAUUUGGUUCGUAUAUGGAAGGGGGCGGGCAGUGGGCGUGCCCCUGCCAAAAUAAGUUAAACAAAACAAACCGAAAAGGAAAUAGCAACAGAAAGAAAAAACAACUGCUCUAGUUGUAACGUAGCUUAAGACAAGGUAAAAUAAAACAUUUUUCUCAAAACUCCAACUCAAAACUCAAAAAUCUCAAUUUUUGCAAUUUCUCAGAACAUUUCAAACAUUAAGCGAAAAACAAAAUGAAAACCAAAGAAACAAAAUGGAACCAUAUAUAGAUAUAUAUAUAUACGAUACAAUCAAUGUCAUAGCAUAAGCAACUGUGCAUACUAACACACACACCCACACCCACACACACACACACUCAUACAUAUAUCUAAAACAUUGUCGCACUCGAGAUUCCAGUGUAAAUAGAUUUUAUUGCAUACUUUUAGGCGUAGGUAAACCAAACACUGCACCAAAAGAAGUUGAGAACGCAUUAUAAACUUGAUGAAUUAUGAAUAUAAAAGAGACGCACAUACACACACAGCCAUACACACACAUAUGCGAAUACCCUUGCUUGAGUGUGUGCGUAACUAGCAUAUUGAGUAUAUCUAUCUAGCGUCUAGGCAACUAAAUAGUAUCUUGUAUGUGUUAAUGAAAUUAACAUGCCAGUGC
Molecule: messenger RNA, 2979 nt
Organism: Drosophila hydei
Lineage: Eukaryota; Metazoa; Arthropoda; Insecta; Diptera; Drosophilidae
Product: lachesin
Exons: 13
Coding region: 610-2247 (545 amino acids)
Biological process (GO): synapse organization; homophilic cell-cell adhesion
Cellular component (GO): plasma membrane; neuronal cell body; axon
Molecular function (GO): axon guidance receptor activity; protein binding
Source: RefSeq, a predicted model, not a curated record